AAAGCAAUUAUAAACAUUUGGGAAAUCUGAGAAUCGUGAGAAGACGACCUGGAUAAGCUGAACCUAGCUGGAGGAAUAUAAUAAUUUUGAAAGAGAUAUUAAAUAAGUAAAUAAAAAAGCUUCAAAAUUAUUGUCUUUGAAAACGAAGAUCGAUUAUCGUUUUGAUUCGGCUGGAGAAAGAAGAAGAAGAACAGAAAAACAAUGGGGCGUGUGGAUUAUCUGGCGAUGAAGACCGACGUUGAUACGGUUGCUCUGGUCAAUUCCGACUUGGAGGAGCUCAAGAUCGCUGCGAAGAAACUCGUCAGCGAUGUUUCGAAGCUUGGUGGAUUAGCCUUUGGUGUUUCUUUCGUCAAAUGGAUCGCUUCUUUCGCUGCCAUUUACUUGUUAAUAUUGGAUCGUACCAAUUGGAGAACCAAGAUGCUUACAGCACUCUUGAUACCAUACAUCUUCCUUAGCCUUCCUGGUGUGAUUUUUAACUUUCUCAGUGGAGACGUUGGGAAAUGGAUAGCUUUCGUUGCAGUUGUACUCAGACUCUUCUUCCCCAAGCAUUUCCCUGAUUGGCUUGAGAUGCCAGGUUCUCUGAUCCUUCUGCUGGUAGUUUCUCCACACUUCCUAGUGCAUCAUAUACGCGGAACCUGGAUUGGCUCGGUCAUCAGCCUUUUUAUAGGAUGUUACCUUCUUCAAGAACAUAUCCGUGUAACGGGUGGGUUCAGGACUUCAUUCACGCAGCCCCGUGGAAUAUCAAACACUUUAGGGAUCAUCCUUCUUUUGGUCUACCCUGUCUGGGCUCUGAUCGUUCGUGUCUCAUAAAACCCACAUUCCUCUCAAUUUCAUCUCCAAGUUGUGUUCUUGCUCGGCUGGUCCAAUAAAAACUUCGUGAAAGAUCGAGCAAGAACCUAUCUUUCUGCUUCUGUUACAUACCCAAAUACUACUGCCUCAACGCAAAGCUCAAUCAAUGUUCCAUAUAUAUAAAAAAAAAGAAUCUCGUUUUUUUCAACUAUUUGUUUGUCUAUUGUAAGAAGAACUUGUAAGUUCUGAAAAGUUGUUUCGAUGUAAAUUGCUUAUGAAUUUUGUUUCGUAUAUGCCGUCGUGGAAUGUUUGUCGUUUUGGUAUAGCAAAAAGUGCAUGAGCUACACGCUGUUUCAGA
Molecule: messenger RNA, 1147 nt
Organism: Eutrema salsugineum
Lineage: Eukaryota; Viridiplantae; Streptophyta; Magnoliopsida; Brassicales; Brassicaceae
Product: cold-regulated 413 plasma membrane protein 2
Exons: 4
Coding region: 202-810 (202 amino acids)
Cellular component (GO): membrane
Source: RefSeq, a predicted model, not a curated record